Molecule: messenger RNA, 8676 nt
Organism: Paramisgurnus dabryanus
Lineage: Eukaryota; Metazoa; Chordata; Actinopteri; Cypriniformes; Cobitidae
Source: RefSeq, a predicted model, not a curated record
GCAGAACCAAAAAGUGUGUGCUCGUCUCUUUAUUUAAAUAUAGUCUAGAACCAGUUACAUUUAUGUAAUUAUGUAGUGUUUAGAUGACGUUGAGGUUUCUCUGUCUUUUGUGCGAAUGCUGUGGGGUGAAUCUGACAAAACUGAACGUCACACAGGUGAGCUGAGCGGAAGAAAAAUGUAGCUCCUAUCGCACACAAGUUAUUUUUUCCCCACGCUAAAUCUUAUACAACGGAUUAUUUUUAAGACUAAAUAAGACAUUCGAUAGUUUUAAACAUUAAACGUUAGUUGUAUAUAAGAAUAUCUUCUCUUGAUAGUUUUAUCGAAAGUGUCAACAGAUGAAGAUAACGAUCGUCUCCUCUUCAGUUCUGAGACUGGAAAGACCUGCAGCAUGGCCUGUGCACAACAAUCUGCUGCUGAGUACCUGCAAACAUGCAGGUGUAAACUGGUGACUCAAAUGCAAAACUUUCCUCUUAUCAUUGAGAAUCUUUAUCAGCAGAAGGUUUUCAAUGACCAUGAUGUUGAUGCUCUCAAAGCAGAGAGGACAGAGUUUGAUAAAGCCAGAUGUAUACUGGACUGGGUCAUUAAGAAAGGGGAAAAGGCCAGUUAUGAAUUACUCAGGAUUUUGGAUUUCACCCGGAGGAGGACUCUACAUCCUGAUUUGCAUCACUGGAUAAGUUGUUUUUCUUUCAGGGAAGAUGCAGACACUGUAUACUUACUUGGUACAAAGCCCUGUCAAAACUACCAGAUACAGCUGAAGAAGAAAGCAGAAGAUAUCCUGAAGAAACAGUGGCAACAGAACGGCAAAUAUCUGCAAAACAAGAAAGAAGCAAACUUCAUUUACGUACCUCUUGUUCUAGAGACAGACGCUGUGGUGAAAACUGCUCACUGCAAAAUAAAAACAAAGUGUAAAAAAUUUAGAAAACUGCGUCCCAAAAAGCUGCGAUCUUACAUCCCUGAUAAACAAGAAGCACUUACACCUGAAGAUCUGCUGAAGUGGAAAAACAAAAACAUCCUGCUGAUUGGUAAACCUGGAAUAGGAAAGACGACAGUUGUCCAGCAGAUACUGAAAACUUGGACAGAUAAAGAUGAUAAAGAGCCAGACUACAUGUUUUACUUUGAUGAAAGUGUUUUGUUUAACAGUUCAAAGCGGGAUAACUUAGAAUCCUUUUUGUUUGACAUGUAUUUAAAACCAAAUGAGAAAGACAGAAGAGAAAUAUUUCAAGAUAUUGAGGAAAACUCUGAGAAUGUUGUCAUUGUGUUUGAUGGCAUCAGUUGUGUGCAAGAACAUUUCAUCCUGAAGAAGAUCAUGAACCGUGAACUUCUACCUGAGGCAAAGAUCAUAAUAACAUGCAGAUCAGAGCUGGAAGAUGAUCCUGAUGAUUUUGACUGGCCCUUACAGAAAGUGUAUGUUCAGGGAUUCAGUGAAGAAUCUAUCAGAAACUACUAUCAGAUGAUGUUGGGUCAUAAUCCUGAUCUUCUGAAUGUUGUGUUGAACAAUCAAGAGCUGUUCAGUCUUAGCUAUGUGCCAAUGUAUGCGUUCAUGACUGCAGUCUUCUUUCUCUUUAAAAAUGACACCGAGCUCAAACAUUCACACACAGUGACGGAAAUGUACAUCCACAUCUUACGUGAUGCUUUGAAGAAACACGGGAGAAAAAAAAUUGGACAAAUAGAUCAAUAUAUAAGUGAGAUCAGAGAUCAGCUUUAUCCUCUGAUGAAAAAUGCAUUCAAUGCGACUGAGCAGAAAAGCCUGAACCUUCCAGAGAUCAGCGGUGAUCAAACAGACAUUUGUUCUGUGUUUCUAAAAAUGAUCACAAUAAGAGACAGUCCAACAUCUGAAGUGACAUACUGUGCAUUUCUUCACAACACAAUGCAGGAAUUCUUCUCCGCUUUGUGGCUUCUUGGGAAUCCGGAUGAAAUUGAGAAAGUCCUGAAACUGUGUCAGACUGAGGAGAAUAAACACAUGAGAUAUGUUCUUCAUUUCCUCUGUGGACUUCUGGGUGAACAUAACAUCAAACUCCUCAAGAGUCUUUUCCCAGAGGAUCAGAUGAAGAAAACAUCAGAUUGGUUGAUUGAGAAACUUUUGGACGCUUUCCUUCAGCCUCAGAAUGAUGAUACAGACAUUGAUCUUCUGUAUGUGUGUCAGUGUUUGUAUGAGCUUCAGUCAUCUAAAGCUUGUUUAAUGUUCCUGGAGAAGAUGAACCAUCAGCUGGACCCUGAUGUGAAUCUGGACCCCCAUCAGUGUUGUGCUUUGUCUUAUGUGAUCAGUCAAUCCAGAGAUAAAGAGGUUUAUCUGAAUUUGGAGGACUGCACCGUCUCUGACACAGGAAUGAAGAUGAUUCUCUUUUGCUCAUCACAGAUCAGAAUAAAACUAUGGGAUAAACCAAUAAAGCAAAUUAAAUUUUUACUAGAAUUCUUCCAUAAAGUAUCACAGUGCAAACAGCAGAAUGAUGGGAUUACAACAUCAUGCUGUUGCACCUACUUUCAUCCAGAACUCUAUAACAGACCAAAUCUGAGCAGAGCACUGCUGGAUCUUUGCUCACAUGUGAAGGACUAUGAGACUCAAACAGGCAGGAGUUUACUUCCAGCAUUACAGUCAGUUUAUCAAUCACCUGAUGUCUGGAUCAUAAAUCUCUCAAAGAGAAAGACCUCCAUCCUCCUGGAAGUGCUGAAGCUUCAAACAGAGAAGAAACCAGUAGAGCUGAGAGACUGCACAGAUGAAGAGAGUCAAUUGAUUAGUUUACUUCACUGUCUGCCAUACAUCUCACAACUGAGAUUUUAUGUUGAUGAUACAAGCACUGUGAUCAAAUUUGUGUUGAAUCUCUUCAUUAAAGCAUCAGAAACUGAGGCACACACAGGAGAUCAGAUGUUGAAACUGUUGACAUCAGUCUGCACAUACAGAUCUUUUCCUUAUGAAUGGAUUAAUGAUGGUGCUCAGAGCGAUUUCCUGUUGGAUCUUUACUGUCAUGUGAAGAACUAUGAGAGUCAAACAGGAAGGAGUUUACUUCCAGCAUUACAGUCAGUUUAUCAGUCAGCAGCACCUGAUGUCUGGAUCAUAAAUCUCUCAAAGAGAAAGACCUCCAUCCUCCUGGAAGUGCUGAAGCUCCAAACAGAGAAGAAACGAGUAGAGCUGAUAGUCUGCACAGAUGAUGAGAGUCAAGUGAUGAUUUUACUUCACUGUCUGCCAUACAUCUCACAGCUGAGGUUUGAGUACAGUGAUGAAGAGAUACGGAUAUCUGCAGUAAGGUUUCUGCUGAGGAUCUGUGUUACAGCUGUAAAUAAUGACAUCAAUACAGGAACAAAAUUCAUUACUCAGCUGUCAUCUGUGUGCAGUUACAAAACCUUCCCUUAUCAUGAGGAAUAUUAUGACUAUGGUGAUUACAUAAAAAAAACACAGAGUGAUUUCCUGUUGGAUCUUUACUGUCAUGUGAAGGACUAUGAGAGUCAAACAGGCAGGAGUUUACUUCCAGCAUUACAGUCAGUUUAUCAGUCACCUGUUGUCUGGAUCAUACAUCUCUCAAAGAGAAAGACCUCCAUCCUCCUGGAAGUGCUGAAGCUCCAAACAGAGAAGAAACCAGUAAAGCUGAGUUACUGGACAGAUGAAGAGAGUCAAGUGAUGAGUUUACUUUACUGUCUGCCAUACAUCUCACAACUGAGGUUUGUUUACAGUGAUAAUAAGUCUGCUGUGAAGUUUCUGCUGAGGAUCUGUGUUACAGCUGUAAAUAAUGACAACAAUACAGGAACAAAUUUCAUUACUCAGCUGUCAUCUGUGUGCAGUUACAAAACCUUCCCUUAUGAUGAGAAAUAUUAUAAAGAUGAAAUAAACCAGAGUGAAUUCCUGCUGGAUCUUUACUCGGAUGUAAAGGACUAUGAGAGUCAAACAGGCAGGAGUUUACUUCCAGCAUUACAGUCAGUUUAUCAGUCACCUGAUGUCUGGAUCAUAAAUCUCUCAGAAAGAAAGACCUCCAUCCUCCUGGAAGUGCUGAAGCUCCAAACAAAGAAGAAACCACUAGAGCUGAUAGUCUGCACAGAUGAUGAGAGUCAAGUGAUGAGUUUACUUUAUUGUCUGCCAUACAUCUCACAACUGAGAUUGAAUCAUUAUUAUAUCAGUGAUGCUGUAGCAUUUGUGUCAAAACUCUUCAUUAAAGCAGCAGAAACUGAGAGACACACAAGACAUCAGAUGCUAAAGCAGUUGACAUCAGUCUGCACAUACAGAUCUUUUCCUUAUAAGUCAACUGACAGCAGUAACCAGAGUGAUAUUCUGCUGGAUCUUUACUGUCAUGUGAAGGCCUAUGAGAGUCAAACAGGCAGGAAUUUACUUCCAGCAUUACAGUCAGUUUAUCAGUCACCUGAUGUCUGGUACAUAAAUCUCUCAAAGAGAAAGACCUCCAUCCUCCUGGAAGUGCUGAAGCUCCAAACAGAGAAGAAACCAGUAGAGCUGAGAGACUGCACAGAUGAAGAGAGUCAAGUGAUGAGUUUACUUCACUGUCUGCCAUACAUCUCACAACUGCGUGGUGAUAAGCGCUGUGUGUUAAGUCUGGUUAAACUGGUUCAGUUCAGAGAGAAUCCAGAUCUGGUGAUGUCACUGUUUCAGGCUCUGGACUUCAAUCUCAGUCUGGAUGGAAAAUUACCCAGCAGCACCUGCAGGUUUGUGGGUGAAGUCUUACAUCUGUCAGCAGACAAACUCACUUUCACUGUCAAACCUCAAGCCAUCUCUCUCAGAGGAACAAGACUUCUCUUCAGACGCAUCACAAACAUACACACACUCAGGUUGAGUGGUUAUAUGAUAUUGAGAAUAGUGCGAGCAUUGAGGUCUUCAGGGGUUGGAGCUCCUGUCAGUGUAAAUGAACUCUCACUUGAUCUGAAUGAUAAACAGCGGUCAGAGAUGGAGAUGUCCAGGGUUUUGAGCAGUUUGUCUUCUCUUCUGAGACUCUGGACUGUUCAGUGUUUAAACUUGACUGAAUACAGGAUGAAGUCUCUCUCUCUAACUCUCCUGUUGUGUCAGCACAGCCCAGCGACUCUCAGACUCUCUAAAGAAAUUCUCCAGAUGCUGGCUGAAUGUGUGUAUGAAGCUCAAGAAGAGGAAGUGACUCUGUGCUUCCUACAGAAAAUGGGCGGAGAUUUGACUUCCUGUUCCUUCAGCUGGGAAAAACUUCACUAUUUCCUGCAGUGUGAAAUUCCAUCAAUCACUCUUAACCUUGAAGAAAGAAACACGACACUCAACAUCAAAGAAAUACUGCCAUUUCUCAACAAGAUUCACUUUCAGCGGAUGAGCUCCACCUUCAUGUUAUGUUUAAUUCGUGAGAUCUAUGAGUGGAGAUCUUCAGCGUUUGUGUUCAGUCUGUUGAGUUCAGUGAAGAACUGCAUUAACCUGCAGAGCAGAUCGCUGGACUCGGUCCACUGCGCAGCCCUGCGCUUUAUACUGCAACACUGCACUGCAGUUACACUCAACAUGAUGUGGACCUCCAUACCAGAGGAGGAGCUAAAGAGCAUUCAGACUCUCUUCAGUCACGUCUCCUGCCUUAGUGUUGACAGACGGCUGUUAUUGAGAAUGAUUCACUGCUGCAGUUCAUCUGAUGUCCAGCAGGAGGCGUCAGUGGUUUUGCUCUCUGCCCUGCAGCACAAACUGGACUUCACCUGUGAUUCAGCACUGGACCUGACAGAAAACACACAGACUCUACAACUGACUGCUGAAGACUGCUGUGUGAUAUCUGCAGUCAUUCAAAGAGCUUAUAAAGAUACACAAACCCUCACACAGCUGAGUCUACACGACUGUGAGAUUAAUACAGCUGGAAUCCAUCGACUCUUCUCAGUUUUACACUCUGUUAAACUCCGCUGUGAUAAAUGGAUGCUGCUUCAGUUUCUCUCUCAUGUGGGUCCUGGGGAAGCUGAAUCUCUUUCUCAGGCUCUGGGUGCAGAAGUGGAUCUCAGUCAGACUCAGCUGGACCUGCAGGUCUGUAGAGGACUGGCGCUGGUUCUGGAUCAUUCUGAAGGUCUGACAGAACUGGAUCUCAGUCAGUGUCAUCUUACUGAUCAGAGUCUGGAUCUCCUGCUGCCAAACCUUCAUAAAGCAGAAAUCAUUGAUUUUAGUGGCAAUAACAUCACUGACACCGGGGCACAGAAAAUCUGCAUCAUUGUCUCUCAAUACAGUAACAUAAAGACAGUAAGGCUCUUCAACAACAUAAUUCAAUUCAAGGAGCUCUUCUACAGAAACCCACGAUUUGAGAUCUGGUGAUGCCAAAAAUGUAGGAAUGGAUGAGCAGGUGAAAUAACCGGUUAUGAUACUAAUGAAGAAUAGUGGGACCCAAAACUUUGAAUGUUUUUCAGACCGAGCUACACUCGGACCAAAAUGGCUGAAGUCCUUCAAAUUAUAUGCAGACAGGAAAGGACUUCUCAUCAGAGAUGAUGCGACAGACACGGUUAAACAGCGGAGGAGAGCGUUAUUGCUUCACCUAGCGGGACCAAAUGUACAAGACAUCUUUUUAACCCUGGAAAAUACGGGGGAGGUUACCGACUACGCCGCAGCGAUGACUGCUCUCAAAUCUUACUUUGUGCCCCAAGUCAAUACAGCAUUUACCCGACAAGCUUUUUUAUAAGUUAACACAGAAAACGGGAGACAAUACAAGAUUUAUUUGUUUUAAGCAGACACAGAUAACCAGAUAAGAGACGCCAUUCUUAGCAAAUGUAUGUUGGAGUAUGUUCGUCCGAAAUUAUUAGAAGAGGGUCCAAAUUUAAUACUCACUCGCUCAGUAGAACUAGCUUCACAGUGUGAGAGGAUUGAGGAGCAAUGUCUGCCAUGUCUUUGAAACCUGAUAAUGUAAUUAAUCGAGUUGCUCCUAAAAGAGAUAAAGAUGAGAAAAUGUAUAAAAGAAACAGCAAAUAUAGACCUGGAGAGAGAAAAGCAACAGAAAAUGCAACAGAUGCGGACACACUGACCAUUCAGGCAGAGACCAGCAUGCACACAACGAGGUCAGGUAUGUCAUAAAUGCAGUGGAACCGAUCACUUUUAAAACAUGUGUUGCACAAAGUGUAUCACUCGGAAACAACAUGUGAAUAGUGUGGAGGAAACAGAUUAUGCAUUUGUCGUUCAAGAGGACAAAACGUCAGGGAGAAAACUGUACUCGUACUCUUCAAACCAACCUUUAGCAGUAAAGGGGGCAUUCACAUGUGAGGUGAACAUAUCUGACAGGACAGAUCAGGCUGAAGAGGGAAAGGGGAACCCCUCUUAGGAAAAGAGACCGCUGUCAAGCUGAAAGUUUUAAAAAUCGGAGACAAUAUCUCUGCCUAAAGUGAGAUAAAGCAAGCACUACAACACAAAUAUUCAAAGGUAUUCACUGGUAUUGGCAAGCGCAACACUAACCAAGUCACUUUACACAUAGACCCAAGUGUGAAACCAGUAGCACAGCCGCUUAGGCGUAUAACAUUUAAUCUCAGGAAGGCAGUAGAACGGAAAAUUAAAGAGCUGGUAGAGAUGGAUAUCAUCGAACCUGUUAGCGGUCCUACACCAUGGGUAAAUCCUGUAGUCAUAGUGCCUAAGGCUAACUCAGAGAUAAGACUAUGUUUGGACAUGAGACAAGCCAACCGAGCCAUAGUGAGAGAACGCUACCCCAUUAACACAGUGGAUGAGAUUCACCAGGGCAUUAAUGUAUUUAGCAAACUGGAUUUAAAGUGGGGUUAUCACCAGCUGGAACUUCAAGAGAAAUCACUUCAUUCGCUGUGCAUAAUGUCAUGUACAAAAGACUGCUUUUCGGUGUAUCCUCUGCCAGCGAACAGUAUCAACACGAGAGUGCCAAUGCUUUAGCAGGAAUUGAGGGUGUACAAAAUAUAUCAGACGAUGUCAUUGUUCAUGCUGCCGACCAAGAGAUGCACGACCAGCGGACUGUAUAUAGGAGUAUUAAACAUUCAAUGACAGAAACACUUCUCAUGUUAAAAAAUUCAACAUUGCUGAUGUAACAGAAGGACGAAUCGAGAAUGGGCAGACAAACCAGGACACAAACUUUCACUGAAGCAGAACACCCUGCUGAAAAAUCCAGCAUCAAACCAGCAUGGGAAUUAUGCUGGUCUAUGCUGGUUUGAUGCUGGUUUAGCUGGUGGUCACCAGCAUACACGCACCAAAACACAACAUAUGCUGUGUCUUGCUGGUAUGACCAGCAUGGGAUGCUGGUGCUAAUGCUGGUUUAGCUGGUGCUAAUGCUGGUUUAGCUGGUGCUAAUGCUGGUUUAGCUGGUGCUAAUGCUGGUUUAGCUGGUGCUAAUGCUGGUUUGGUGCUGGUUUAGCUGGUGCUAAUGCUGGUUUAGCUGGUGCUAAUGCUGGUGCUGAUGCUGGUUUGGUGCUGGUUUAGCUGGUGUUCACUUGCAAACCAGCACUAAAACACAACAUAUGCUGGUCUUGCUGGUAUGCUGUUUAUUUCAGCAGGGCAAUCAGACACAGCAAAGCAAAAUAGACCCCAACGGGCCAGACGGCUGCCCGAGAAGUUGUCUGAAUAUGUUGUGAACUGACGUUGUUUAAGUUGAACAUGUUAUACUGUUUGUUCUGAGGAGUUGAAUGUUUGUUCUGAGGAGUUGAAUGUUUGUUCUAUAUCCUGAUGAAGACAGAUUUAUCUACAGAUUUAACUGUGAAUUGAUAAUGUCUUAUUGAUGUAUGCAAGUACUUUAAGAUAUUUAAUCUACUACUGGAAUU